AUGAAAGAGCACAGAAUGUCUGGCACCGUCCCCGCCUCGCCCGCCGCCGCCGCUGCCCCGGCAGCAGUAGCAGCAACAACAGCACCGCUGCCGCCUCCGCCGCCGCCGCCACCACCGCCUCCGCCGCUGCCGCCGCCGCAGGCCGCCGCGUCUCCUUCGGGAGAAGUGACCAUUGCGGAGGGUGGCCGCACCGUGACCUUCCGGGCGCCGGAGGGAAGGCGCGCUAGCGCGGCCUUCUUCCGGCAGAUGUUUGCCGCCGUCUCCGGCUCCUCCUCCCCCUCCCCCUCCUCCUCAUCCGCCGCCGCCGCCGCCCCCAAGAAGGGCAAGAAGAGGGUCAUUCAUGCCGAGCCCUCCACCGCCGACGACGACGAGGAGGAGCAGCCCAAGAAGAAGAAGAAGAUGAAGAAGGCCAAGAAGCCCCCGGCGGCCCCUCAGGGGCAGGGAACGUCGUUGUUCGCGGCCGAGCGCCGGGCCAAGGCCGCCGAGAAGGCCAAGGCCAAGGAGCUGGAGCAGCAGCAGCAGCAACAGCAACAACAGCAGCAGCAGGAGGAUGAGAAGGAGAAGGAGGUCAAGAAGGAGGACAACGACGACCGCUCGGUCUUUUGUUAA
Messenger RNA from Thyridium curvatum, 609 nucleotides. RefSeq lists its product as uncharacterized. Lineage: Eukaryota; Fungi; Ascomycota; Sordariomycetes; Thyridiales; Thyridiaceae. The transcript is spliced from 4 exons. The coding region runs from base 1 to 609 and encodes 202 amino acids. The record is from RefSeq and is a predicted model, not a curated record.